Messenger RNA from Tachysurus fulvidraco (yellow catfish), 5038 nucleotides. It is a transcript of the gene myo1cb, whose product is annotated as myosin Ic, paralog b. The transcript has 32 exons. Lineage: Eukaryota; Metazoa; Chordata; Actinopteri; Siluriformes; Bagridae. Gene Ontology annotation, biological process: vesicle transport along actin filament; actin filament organization. Gene Ontology annotation, molecular function: ATP binding; actin filament binding; microfilament motor activity. The coding region runs from base 393 to 3479 and encodes 1028 amino acids. The record is from RefSeq and is a predicted model, not a curated record. Gene Ontology annotation, cellular component: plasma membrane; vesicle; myosin complex.
UUCCUGUCACUAGGUGUAUGGAUUAUAAGGGGUGGGGUGGCCUGUCUGUCUAUAACAUUUCUCCAUUCACAGCUAAAGCUCAUUCUCCACUACUGCUAGCUAUAAUGAAUGACCAGUAGCUUUAACCAUCUGCUUUGUUUUGCUGUUAAAAGACAAAACAUCUAACAUAUUUCUGAGCGUCGUAACAUACAUUAAUUCAUAGACAAGAAGAAGAAGCAGAAGAAGAAGCAGAAGGUCUUGACAGGAAAUAACAUCAUUUUCUUCACUCGUCUGAGCUUCACUUGAAUUAACACAAUGAUAUGUUCAGUGUAUUGAGACACUGAGUCUGGAGAAACGCUUUAAAGGACGAUUUAAGGAGUUUUAAGGUGGUGGGCAGUGACGGUGUGCGGGCAAUGAUGGAGAGUGCCCUGACAGCCAGGGACCGGGUGGGAGUGCAGGACUUUGUUCUGCUGGAGAACCACACCAGUGAAGCCGCCUUUAUUGACAACCUGCGCAAGCGUUUCAAGGAGAACCUCAUCUAUACGUACAUCGGCUCGGUGUUGGUGUCGGUGAAUCCCUACAAAGAGUUGGAGAUCUAUACCAAGCAGCAUAUGGAGCGAUACAGAGGCGUUAACUUCUAUGAAGUCUCCCCUCACAUAUAUGCAGUAUCUGAUAAUGCGUAUCGCUCCAUGCGCACGGAGAGACGGGACCAGUGUAUCUUGAUCUCAGGAGAGAGUGGUGCCGGGAAGACGGAAGCCUCUAAGAAAGUUCUGCAGUACUACGCUAUCACCUGUCCUGCCAGCGAACAAGUGCAGACUGUGAAAGACCGCCUACUGCAGUCCAACCCUGUUCUGGAGGCUUUUGGAAAUGCUAAAACUUUGCGGAAUGACAAUUCUAGCCGUUUUGGGAAAUACAUGGACAUCCAGUUUGACUUCAAGGGUGCUCCAGUUGGGGGUCACAUCUUAAACUACCUGCUGGAGAAAUCUCGUGUUGUGCACCAAAGCAACGGAGAACGAAACUUCCACAUCUUCUAUCAGCUCAUUGAGGGUGGCGAGGAAGACCUGCUAAGGAGACUCGGCCUGGAGAGGAACGCACAACAGUACCAGUACCUUGUGAAGGGUAAUUGUCCCAAAGUGAGCUCCAUUAAUGACCGCAAUGACUGGAAGAUGGUGAGAAAAGCUCUGAGCAUCAUUGGGUUCAGUGAUGAUGAAGUGGAGGAGCUAUUAAACAUCAUUGCCAGCGUGCUACAUUUGGGGAAUAUUCAGUACGGGAGUGAGGAUGGUGGCAAUGCCUACAUUGCUAUAGACACCCAGAUUAAAUAUUUAGCCAGGUUAUUAGGUGUGGAUAGCAGCGUUCUCAAAGAGGCUCUGACACAUAAGAAGAUUAUUGCCAAAGGAGAGGAGCUGAUGAGCCCAUUGAAUCAAGAGCAGGCUUCAUCAGCACGAGACGCUUUAUCUAAGGCCAUUUAUGGACGCACCUUCACCUGGCUCGUGAACAAAAUCAACGCUUCUUUGUCCUUCAAGGAGGACUUCCUCGGCAGUAAGAGUACAUCUGUAAUUGGCCUGUUGGAUAUCUAUGGGUUUGAGGUCUUCCAGAACAACAGUUUUGAGCAAUUCUGCAUAAACUACUGCAACGAGAAGCUGCAGCAGCUCUUCAUCGAGCUGACCUUGAAGUCAGAACAAGACGAAUAUGAAGCCGAGGGAAUCACGUGGGAGCCUGUGCAAUAUUUCAACAAUAAGAUUAUUUGUGAUCUUGUAGAGGAGAAGUUCAAAGGCAUCAUCUCUAUCCUGGAUGAGGAAUGUCUGAGGCCAGGAGAUGCCACUGACUUAACUUUCUUAGAGAAGCUGGAGGGCACAUUAGGCGGCCAUGCCCACUUCUUAACUCAUAAACUGGCUGACGGAAAGACCCGGAAAGUGAUGGGUAGAGAUGAAUUCAGGCUGCUGCAUUAUGCUGGAGAAGUCAACUACAAUGUAAACGGCUUUCUGGACAAGAACAAUGAUCUCCUCUUCAGAAAUUUGAAAGAGGUGAUGUGCAUGUCAGAAAACAAGAUCCUCAAUCAGUGUUUUGCCCGAGAAGAAUUAACGGACAAGAAACGGCCAGAAACGACGGCUACCCAGUUUAAGAACAGCCUGGCGAAGCUGAUGGAAAUCCUCAUGUCUAAGGAUCCGUCAUACGUGCGCUGCAUCAAACCUAAUGAUGCUAAGCAGGCUGGCCGAUUUGACGAUGUUCUGAUUAGGCAUCAAGUGAAGUAUCUGGGGCUGAUGGAGAAUUUGAGAGUAAGGCGAGCGGGCUUUGCCUAUCGGCGUCGCUACGAGAUCUUCCUUCAGAGGUAUAAGUCGCUGUGUCCAGACACCUGGCCCAGCUGGGACGGGCGCUUGAUAGAUGGAGUUUCCACACUUGUCAGGCACCUGGGUUACAAACCUGAAGAGUACAAACUUGGCAGGACCAAAAUCUUCAUCCGUUUUCCAAAGACCUUGUUUGCAACCGAAGAUGCAUUAGAAGUCAGAAAACACAGUCUUGCGACCAAGCUUCAGGCGAACUGGAAGGGCUACAGUCAAAAAUCCAAAUACCGUAAAAUGCGACGAUCAGCCAUCCUGAUUCAGGCCUGGUGGAGAGGAAUUUUGGCCCGCAGGAGAGCACAUCGCAGAAGACAAGCUGCUGACACCAUCCGCAGAUUCGUUAAAGGAUUCAUGUACCGUAACCAGCCACGCUGUCCUGAGAACGAAUACUUCCUUGAUUAUGUGCGGUACUCAUUCUUAAUGAAGCUACACAGGAGUUUGCCUAAAUCAGUACUGGACAAGAGCUGGCCUAGACCCCCACCUGCCCUGACUGAGGCAUCAGAGCACCUCCGCAAGCUGUGCAUGCAGAACAUGGUGUGGAAAUACUGCAAGAGCAUCAGCCCAGAGUGGAAGCACCAGUUGGAACAGAAGUCGGUGGCCAGCGAAAUCUUUAAGGACAAGAAAGACAACUACCCUCAGAGUGUCGCCAAACUGUUUGUAGGAACAAGACUCAAUGGGGAGGAAAUCAAUCCUAAAGUGCUCCAGGCUCUGGGCAGUGAGAAGAUGAAGUACGCUGUUCCAGUGACUAAAUACGACAGAAGAGGAUACAAACCACGUUCACGGCAGCUGAUACUGACCGGAAGCUGUGCGAUCAUUGUAGAUGAGACUAAGUUGAAACAGCGCAUUGAUUACAGUAUUCUGAAAGGCGUUUCAGUCAGCUCUCUCAGCGACGGCGUUUUCGUCCUCCAUGUUGCCUGUGAUGACAACAAACAGAAGGGUGAUGCAGUGCUACAGAGCGAUCAUGUGAUUGAGACCUUAACCAAAGUUGCGAUCUGUGCCGACAAGCUCAACAACAUCAACAUCAGCCAGGAAAGCAUAACAUUCACAGUGUGUCAAGGAAAAGAAGGGAUGAUUGACUUCACAUCCGGCUCGGAGCUGCUCGUUUCCAAAGCUAAGAACGGACACCUUUCUGUGACUGCCCCUCGCCUCAAUUCAAGAUGAUGGCUACAUUCUAAACCGGUGACCUGUCAAACAGCCGCAGACAGAGCUCCACUCAGCCAUUGAGACGCCAGCCAGCCACACCAAAGGCUUCGCUUCCACUCGUGACCUUCCAGCAAACUAAUCAAUAUUUAUAUUUCUGUGUUCUGAGAAUUUAAUGUUGCUGUUAUUUUAUGAUUUUAUAUUUGAAAGCCAAGAAAUAACAACAUAUCAGUGCAUGUUUCUUGCACUGUUUAUCUAUCUUGCUUAAUUUGGGGAACAAUAAUUUGAUGUCUGGGAAGCUUCUGCGUCAUGUAAAGAUAAAUCAGGGUUAGCAGUAAGAACUUUUUGAUUGUUUCUUCUCACUUUCUCCAGGGACUCAGAAUUAAAAGCAGAAUUAUACUCUUGCAUAUUAUUUGCAGCAAUGAUAGAACAUUACUUAAUGUUUCCUUUGAAAGUUUAAAUUAUUCCUACCUAGAACCUGUCUUAUAUUAAAGCUAUACCAAAUACUUUCACAUGCAUAAGCCAAAUGAUCGUGAAUGGUAUAUCGUGGGGAAAAUAGUAAGGAGGCUGAAAUAUUUUGUUGAAAGUUGAAAGUGUUGUCUUCUGGAUGUAUGAAAAAAGGAGGGAUUAUCUUAGUAUGUUCACAAUGCAUGUUAACCUUUACCAUGAUGGUAAUGGAAAGCUGAGUAGAUUUUAUUCAAGUCAAGUUAAACUGAUGUAUUGUAAUAUGCUUGAAUAUAUUUGGCUCCAUUACACCAAAUCUUUUAGUCACACAUUAAUAGCUUUUCCCUUUACUGACGAUGUUUAUGUAAGUUUUCUUUCUGAUUAUCACUUAAAAGAAAAUUAUUUAGAGGUUUGAUAUCAGGCAACGUGUUCUGCCUACAGAAUAACUUUACUGCAAUAUUACAGUCGUAAACAGUCGUCUUUCGCUUUAUACACUGGAUACAUAGUAAUGUCAUUUUCUAAUCCACAUGCUACUUAGGCUAAAGAUAAGCAGCUUUUAGCUUGUGAAGAAGAAAAUGAUAGAGAAGUAUCCAAAUAAAAUGGGUUUGUGUACUGUAUGGAAGCGCUGCUUUUGUGCAUAAUAACUAUAGAAUUUCAGGAAAAAGAGUGUACAUUAGCACAAUGCAGACAUGCACUUCAUAGGAAACCACGCACCUUUGCACUGUGUAUACAGUAUAAUCUUUAGUCUUGCCUUUUAAAAUAUUGAUGGUUUAAAGGGUUACUUUAGAAAGUUUAGCAAGUGCCUAUAUCAAUUAUUCUCACAGCAAACUUUAAGCUUUAAAGAUGACACUAUUAAACGCAGCUGUAAAAAGCUAUUCUAAGUGCCACAUGUAACAUAGAACAAAUAUAUAAAACUAUAUUUUUAUGGUUAUAAAAUGUUCCCAACGCUGUCCUUGGAAAAGCUUUGAUUAAUGUUUUCUUACUGCACCUGUAGACAAGCUUAAUUGACACUUGUGAUUUUGUUUUAUACUAUUUGUGUAAUUUAAGAAACUUUAAAAUGUUUUUUGGAUGCAGACUGACAAUAUAUCUUCGCAUAAUAAAGCUGAUUUCAUAAAUAAAGCUUUUGUCACUCUUCA